UUGCCUCUGACUUCACUUCUCAGCUGUAGACACCUUUGCUAAAAUUGAAUUCGAUAAAUUCAUUCUUGAAUCCGCUACGGUGAUAUCGGUCAGAGAAAUCACUUCAGAAAUGAGUUCAGUCUUAAAAUUGUGUGGAGUGUUAGUUAUUUUUGCAUUUGCAGUCUUAGCAAAUCCGAUAACUACAACCGAACGAACGCUUUCAAAAACUGAAGAAAAAAUUGACGAAUUCAAUAUCGACGUACCCUUGAACGACCAAGCCGCAAAAGAUGAGGAAAAAAUGACCUCAGACCCAUCUGCAUUAGACGCAUCAACGGCUGACCCAUCGGCAUCAGAGCCGUCAGCAACACCGUCAGCAACAGAUCCAUCAAUGUCAGACUCAUCAUCAGCACCGGACACCUCGACUUCAGGCCCAUCAGCAACAGACACAUCACCAUCGGAUCAACCAACGUCAGACACAUCAACAUCAGAUGAGACUCCACCAGAUGUAUCUAGUGACAUAUCAACACAAAAUACUCCAAUGCUGGACGCAGAAAUGGAUCCAACAGUGAAAACAGUAACAACGAAAACCUCAGCAAACCAAAAUCGAGUCAAAAAACCAGAAAAAUCUACAGCACACCGACAUACCUUCAAUGAUGAUGAUGGUGAUGAUGAUACAACUACAGAAUUACCUGCGACGACCACUGCUGCGGAACCUGCGACUACCACUGCUCCAAACGGUUCAAGCUUAAUUUCACCGAACAGAAUGAGUAUUGCAGCGCUUAUUGUUACGUUUAUGAUUAAGAUGUUUGUCACUUACUAACUUUUGCCCGAAAUUCAAAAUUUUUCGUCAGUAUUUUGCGUUCUGAUCGGUCCACGGACUAUGUAAUUUUGGCACGGUAAUAAUAACAGAUUGAAACAUUA
Messenger RNA from Bradysia coprophila, 900 nucleotides. RefSeq lists its product as uncharacterized. The record is from RefSeq and is a predicted model, not a curated record. Lineage: Eukaryota; Metazoa; Arthropoda; Insecta; Diptera; Sciaridae.